AUGUCUCAACAGGGAGCCAAAGUCUACAGCAAAGUUGAAUUCUCUUUGCAUAAUAAAAGAACAGAUUGUUGGAUCAUUAUCAAAGACAAGGUGUAUGAUGUUACUUUGUAUGUAGAAGAACACCCUGGUGGUGAUGCCAUUCAUGCACACGCUGGUAAUGAUUCAACUGAAGUAUUUUAUGGGCCGCAGUAUGCAACUCAAUUUUUCGACAUGAUUGACAACUUUUACAUAGGAAAUUUGGAGGUGUAA
Messenger RNA from Humulus lupulus (European hop), 249 nucleotides. Its product is annotated as cytochrome B5-like protein. Gene Ontology annotation, cellular component: intracellular membrane-bounded organelle; membrane. The record is from RefSeq and is a predicted model, not a curated record. The coding region runs from base 1 to 249 and encodes 82 amino acids. The transcript has 3 exons. Gene Ontology annotation, molecular function: heme binding. NCBI's taxonomy places the organism in Eukaryota, Viridiplantae, Streptophyta, Magnoliopsida, Rosales, Cannabaceae.